AUACGUGUAAGUGCGACAGCAACGAGAGGCGGGAUUCUUCUGGAUCGUUCUCUCUUCUGAUCGUCUCUCUCUCUCGAACUUUCCUGUGUAUCCUUUUAAUCAGUUCCUCACUAUCCCCUUUCAGAUCAUCUAAGCAUCGUUUCGCAAUUAGCACCAUCAACAAUUCUGUUUUCCAGCAAAUAGUCGUCUGAUCUGAGAACGAACCUACAUUUUCAGAGUCGAUUUUUGAUCCUCAGGUUGCCUUACUUUCUUUCUGAAAAUCCAGGAUGAGUCCAGUGGCAGAUUCGAGUUACCUCAACGGAAAUUUGGCUUCUGCGGUAAAUCAGCUGCUUAACUUCCCUGAAAGUAUUGAGAAGUUGGUAUUCCCUUUACGGUCCCAUGACAACCAAGAAUCUAAAGGAAUGGCUGCGGUUCCCGUUGAUGUCCUUGACACUCCCAGGGAGUACAUAUUCUACAUGGACGUGCCUGGUUUGUCGAAGUCUGAUAUUCAGGUGACGGUUGAAGAUGAGGGCAUUCUUGUGAUACGAAGUAAUGGAAAGAGGAAACGUGAGGAGGAGGAGGAGGGAUGCAAGUAUAUCCGGCUGGAAAGGAGAGCAUCCCCCAAGUUCACGAGAAAAUUCCGGCUACCUGACGGUUCCAAUGUUUCCACCAUUUCAGCCAAGUGCGAUAAUGGGGUUUUGACGGUGACGGUGGAGAAGCUCCCCCCACCCCCAAAGUCCAAGACCAUUGAAGUCACCAUAUCUUGACUCUUGAGAAACCAAUUGUAUUUGUAGCACUUGAGAUUUUAAGUGUAGUCUACUGACUCACUGUCUCUCUUUGCUUUCAACAGUAGUACACUAGUAGUGGUGAUUAGAGAAUCCUUUUUUGCACAGCCAUUUUCGUCACGAUGGGCGACCCUCCUGUAUAUACCUAAAAUUACAUAGUCGAUUGGCUUCGUCCCUCCUUGUACUAGGUCUAGAGUCUGUAGUUAUAUUCCUGUUAUCAAUGUAAUGCAGGCAAAUUAUCCUUAA
Molecule: messenger RNA, 1010 nt
Organism: Nelumbo nucifera (sacred lotus)
Lineage: Eukaryota; Viridiplantae; Streptophyta; Magnoliopsida; Proteales; Nelumbonaceae
Product: HSP20-like chaperones superfamily protein
Source: RefSeq, a predicted model, not a curated record